This is a messenger RNA of Exophiala aquamarina CBS 119918, 1836 nucleotides long. RefSeq lists its product as uncharacterized. Gene Ontology annotation, cellular component: spliceosomal complex. Bases 1 to 1836 code for a protein of 611 amino acids. NCBI's taxonomy places the organism in Eukaryota, Fungi, Ascomycota, Eurotiomycetes, Chaetothyriales, Herpotrichiellaceae. The transcript has a single exon. The record is from RefSeq and is a predicted model, not a curated record.
AUGACCUCCAUUGAUGAUCUAUUUCGAAAACCAAACGCUGCCCCCAAGCGCAAACUCGAAGAUCCUACCGCGUCCUUCACUGACUCUCUCUCCAACAAAUCCUCCAAAUUGACCAAUGGGUCCUCCCCACGCUCCUCUACGAAUGGAAACGGCAUUCACGAUGAAUACUCCACCAACGGAUCUACAGGAAAGGCUGCCUUUGUCCAGGAUGAAAGGCUAGAUGAUCAGGAUGGUCUCGAGGCCGGUCCCUCUCCUCCCCCUCUAGAUCCGGAAGACGAAGUUGGUGACGAUAAAGAGGGCCGAUUCUUUGGUGGUGGAGUGACACAAGAAGAACGCGAAGUAAUGGACUACAUUGAGAGAAAUGAAGAUGGUGAAGUGGAAGAAAAGUUUGAUUCCACCUGGCUGCGUCGGACUGCGAUCAACUUUGAGCGAAAGAUCAACAAGAACGCUGAACUACGCGCAAAGUACGAGGAUCAUCCUUUGAAAUUCGUCGCGAGCGAGGCGGAUCUCGAUACUGAGAUCAAGGGAUUGAGUUUGCUCAGCGAACACGGUGAACUCUAUGAAGACUUCGUCAAGAUGGGGUGUGCCAACAGUCUAGUCGGCUUGUUGGCGCAUGAAAACACGGACAUUGCCAUUGGUGUUUCGGAAUUACUUGCCGAACUCACCGACGAGGACUCGGCCACGACUGAAGACCAGUGGCAGACGUUGGUCAAGGCCAUGAUUCAAAGUGACGUGGUCGAUCUGCUGACCAGCAAUCUGGCCCGUCUGGAUGAGGUCAAUGAGACUGACAGGUCUGGCGUCUACCACAUACUCAACGUGCUUGAGAACAUUCUCUCGGAAACGAAGAAUAUGGACAUCGUCGGUUCCAACGACAAGUUGAUCGAUUGGCUACUGGCGAGGAUCAAAAGGGUCGAUGUCAAUGCACGGGGAAAGGUGGGCCAAAACCGGCAAUAUGCUGCGGAAAUCCUCGCCAUCUUGUUCCAGUCGAGUCGGCCCAACCGUGAUCGCUUUGCCUCUAAAGAAGGCGUGGAUGCUCUACUUGAGCUACUGAGCGUUUAUCGCAAGAGGGACCCUGAAAAGGAGUCCGAUGAAGAAGAGUUCGCUGAGAACCUUUUUGACUGCUUAGCCAGCGUGGUGGAAGAACGGCUAGGUGGUCAAAAGUUCCUCGAAGGCGAAGGCAUCGAGCUUUGUCUGAUCAUGAUCAGAGAAGGUAGACUUGCGAAGAUGAGGGCACUGCGAGUCCUUGAUCACUCCAUGAGUGGUGGUAACGCACCUCCAGUCUGUGCGCGGUUGGUAAAUGCAGCAGGGCUGAAAACCAUCUUCGGACUGCUCAUGAAGAGCAAGAGGGCAGAACGAAGUCUCAUGGAACAUCUGAUUGGGAUGCUCGCCAGUCUUCUUAGAUAUUUACCGGGAGGCUCGGCCGUGAGGAUACGCGCCCUUGCAAAAUUUGUGGAGAAGGAUUAUGAAAAGCUCCUGAAACUUGUGGAACUGCGGCGCGAAUAUAAGACUAGAUUAGUCAAGGUCGAUGCGCAGAUACAGAGAGAGCGCGAAGACCUGACUACAACCCAGUUGGAGGAACGUGAGGAUGAAUGGUUAUCUCGCAGGCUUGACGCCGGACUUUUCUCCCUCCAGUCGAUAGAGUUGAUCUUGAGCUGGAUGGUUGCAGAAGACAGCGGUGCACGUCAGACCAUUGCCGUUCUACUGGGUGAGGACGGGCUUAAGAUUCUCGAGCGUAGCCUCAGAGAUCAGCUUGUUGGGAUGGAUCCGGGUCAGAGUGAUGAGGCCAAGGCUACAGAAGAAAUGCUCGAAGCGUUGAUUUCAUGCGUGGAGGGGUAG